This is a messenger RNA of Symbiodinium sp. CCMP2592, 1884 nucleotides long. Lineage: Eukaryota; Dinophyceae; Suessiales; Symbiodiniaceae. The record is from the annotation of a GenBank genome assembly.
AUGUCUCGCUUUGGGCUUACGGUCAUUCUACUGAUCUGCGUGCAUGCAGCUGCAGUCGCCCCAGAGAUUCGCGACGCUCAGCUGGGAGUCGGAAGCCAAAGGCUUAGAAAGCUCAUCAGCCAAUCUUCCAAGCAACAUUCGCAUCACGGAUUGGCAAGAAAAGGCUGGAGUAAUCGGCCCGGGGCGGUCGCCCUGUCCCAGGCAGACCAGAAAUUCAACAGCCUUUCCUCCAAAAUGAUGCGGAAGGCCCAUUUGGCAAACGGUCUCAUACUUCUGGGCAUGCUGGGCUUCUCAUGUGUUUUGUUUUACAUGCUAAACAGCAGGUUUCAACAUUCUACCAGGCACCUGAUGCUGAAAUCCGGCUCUUUGCUUUCUACGGUUUUGGCUUUCAUGGCCAUGAAAAAGAUGUGGAAGCUGAGUACGCAACACCACGACCUCGUGGGGAGCCUCUUCAGCGCCAUGCGCUUCCUGGCCCUCUUUGCGCUUCUCCCCUGGUUGGGGUUUAGCCGCAGGAGGGCCAGGGGAGUGCCUGGGAAAGCGAUGCAGGUUGCCGCGGGGCACUUUGUGGGCUUUGCAGGGGCCGACACCUUCGCACAGCUUUUGCGGCUGGCUGUGACUACACCUGGUCAGUACUUGCUUGGUGUCCUGGGAGUGCAGCUGCUCUGGGUGACGAUGGCCUUGCUUUGUUCGCGGCUGCAGCAGCAUUAUGAGUCACUACCGCAUUCAGAUCGAGACGAGCUUGAUGCGGUGAGCAUGCAGGACAUGCACCGAGAAGCUGGUGGCUUUGCCGUCGGAUUCCUGAUAUCUGUCUGGGUGCGCUUCGCUGUGGUGGGCUCUGUGCCCUGUAGCCCUACAAAAACGGGAGCUUUGACACAGGCUGACCUCAUGUGGAUGAGCUUUGGCACCUGCACAGCGCUCAUGCUUUGCAUUCUGGUGUCCAGGCUAUCGAAGUCUCUUGCGGGGACCUCGGCGAAUCUUCGCUUUGCGGUAUCCUGGUUUGCCGAGACCACGGCGAUGACCGCAUCCUGGCUCGUGUUUUUCUCCUUGCAGUGGCUGCUCUGGUACAGCACGACCUCGGGCCACCGCAAGCUGGAGGUCACAGAGCGGCUCGCUGCUUUCAUGCUGCAAGCCCUCGUAGCCUCCUUAGGCGCCAUUGCUGUCAUGGGGACGUCCUGCCUGUGGUCCAGCGAAGAUGCCCCUUCAGACUGCCUACUGCGAGCACUUGCGUUGCAGAUCGGGUAUUCUUGGGAGGUGGCAAUGUAUGCCGUGCUGGUGGAGACACCCACGAGAGAACUCUCUCUGCAACAACGAUACCAGCAAGGAGCAGGCAUCAUUGCAGUACUGCUUUGCUCGGUCUUGCCCGCCUGGUGGUGGCUCUUGGUGCCGAAAGUGCAACAGAAAGCAGCAUCACCGGCAAAGGGCAGCGAAACCCCCUCUCUAGAGGCUUCCGUGCACAUAGGAACUCCAGCUGAAGCGGCGAGCUUGCCCUUAGCCUUAGCUGCCGAUCCUGCGUCGUUGAAGCUGGCUCCGUCAGAGAAGCCAGAGACAGUGCAGACUUUCUCCGAGGCCGAGAAGGAACCUGCGAUCCCGGAGACAGCGGAGGCGGACCUUCGUCCGCCCCAGAGCAAGGAGAAGGAGGCUGGGGAGGCUGAGGAUACGGAUGCACUUUCUCCAGCAAGCCCGCAGUACGAUCGUGGCCUGAGCUCGGCUUCAGUCGGAAGGCCCAAUCGACGCUUCGUGGAGGUUUCGGACUCCUCCCCUGAAGCUUCGGAGAGGGAGUCCCCACCCCCAACCCCUCCCCCACAGUCCCCCAGGCAGCAGCCCGCCUCCUCGAAGCCCUUGGGCCGGCGACCUGUCUUUUACAGCAAAGACGAGGAGGACUGA